Molecule: messenger RNA, 2420 nt
Organism: Populus trichocarpa (black cottonwood)
Lineage: Eukaryota; Viridiplantae; Streptophyta; Magnoliopsida; Malpighiales; Salicaceae
Exons: 5
Coding region: 789-2093 (434 amino acids)
Source: RefSeq, a predicted model, not a curated record
UGUACAGUGUCUUCUUCUCUCUCUCUCUCUCUCUCACUUCUGCACUGUACCAUAUUAUUUUAUUUUUCAUUGAAAAUUGCAAACCAUUUUAACUAUAUUUUUCCUUUCUCUCCAUCUUGGGUUUUGAGCACGAUUCAAUUUUAUUACCAGAUUUUCUUUUGUCAUUUUUGUACAAAAGACAUAAAGUAACACUCAUGAUGAGAGUUUCAGCGAUCUGUUGUUACUAAUUUGCUAUAAAUUCACUGUAUUUCUUUUAUUAAUGAUUUCUUUUCUUCUUUUUUUUCUUUUUAAAUAUUUCAUCAAAACCAUUUAUGACUCCAUUUAUUGCUUUUGCUCUUAUUGUUAAACCUUUUGAUUUUUUCAACCCUUUCUCUCUCUGAUUGUUGUACAGUUGUUUAGGGUUUUAUUAAAGGAAAAAACCUUAUUCCUUGUUUCCAAUUCUGAGGCGGUUGGGGUUCGACAUUGUCUUUAAAUGGCUUGAUUUCUUACUUUUGCUGUGAUCUGCACUUGAAGAGUUUGGAGCUGAUGGGGUCACUUGGGUUUUAGAUCGCUGGUUUUUUAAGCAAGCAGUUUAGAUUCUGGAAAGUUUGUUGAGAUCUUUGGGGAAUCUAGCUUAUCUGAUUCUGCUUGGAACAUUUUGACCUGAGGAUCUAACUUUGGUGCGUUUUAAGAUUUGAGAUAAUAGAAGAUACGCAAAAAGUCCUGGAAUCAGAACGUUUUUAUCCAUCGGAAGCUUCUCUAUUUCUUGUGUGAUUUUGAAGAAAGAAGAGGUUAGCGGUUUGUUGAAGAUGGAUUUCUUUAAAGCUAAGAAGUUUAGGAAAGCCCACAAACCAGGCCCGGAAAAGGAUUUAGAAGAUAAGCCUGUGCCGCAUCCAGAGGAGCCAAGGAAUGAGAAUGGUGGAGGUGGUGAAAGUGUAACUAGCAAAUCAGCCAACACUGAUCCUGCAGCUGAAGCUGAGGAUGACGAUGACGAUUUUAUAACCAAUGAGGUAAAGAGGAGGUUGAAAGAACUGAGAAGGAACAGUUUUAUGGUAUUGAUUCCUGAAGAAGAGUCAUGUGCAGAAGAGGAGGAAGAUGAAGAGGGUGAAGGUGAAGGUGAGACAAGCCCGAAUGAGUGGAGGGAUGUCGAAGCAGAAGGAAGGCAAUGGUGGGGUGGGUUUGAUGCUCUGUAUGACCAGUACUGUGAGCGGAUGUUAUUCUUUGAUCGGAUGAGUGUUCAGCAGCUCGCUGAAUCUGGCUGCUACACUCCCACAACUCCCUCCCCAAGGUCUGCAUCCAAAAAGCUGGCAUCCCCCUUCCGCUGCCUCUCUCUGAAAAAGAUAGAAGAACCUGAAGAUGAAACUGAGCAUCUGCAGCAGGUACAGAAUGACCCAUAUCAAGAUAUUGAAACUGCAUAUGUUGCUCAACUUUGCUUAACUUGGGAGGUGCUUCACUGCCAAUACACUCAAAUGAGUCAGAAAAUCACUUGCCAACCUGAAAACCCUGCCUGUUUCAAUUACAGUGCCCAGCUGUUUCAGCAAUUCCAAGUUUUAUUGCAAAGGUUUAUUGAAAAUGAGCCUUUUGAGCAGGGUCUCAGAGCAGAAAUAUAUGCUCGUGCAAGGAAUGCCUUGCCUAAACUGCUCCAAGUUCCAAAUGCAAAAGGUUUGGAUAAAAAGGAUACAGAAGAAACAGAAUCUGAUUAUGUGGUCCUUGCCCCUGAUCUUCUCAAGAUAAUUGAGAGUUCGAUCCUUAAUUUUCACCUUUUCCUGAAGAUGGACAAGAAAAAACAAAGUAAUGUCCGUAACUUGUUUGGAAAUCAGAACCAGAUCGCCACCCCUCUUCAACUAAUUCAAUCUUCGCUUGAGAAGAAAAGGAUAAAACUUAAGGAUCUGUGCAAGAAGAGUAAAGGAUGGAAAAAGAAAUGUUGGCCUCAAAGCUACGAGAACGUUCAACUGUUGUUUAGCCUCAUUGAUAUCAAAAUCUUAUCCAGGGUUAUCGGGAUGGUAAGAAUAAGUAAAGAGCAGUUGCUUUGGUGUGAAGAAAAGAUGAAAAAGAUAAACUUGCCAAAUGGGAAGCUGCAGAGAGACCCCCGCCCCAUCCUUUUCCCUUGUUAAUAGCUGUAAGGGAAAGACGAGGGAAACAAAUCUGUUAGUUGGUUAGCAGCAGAAAGCCCCUAUUUCAUGUUCAGAUCAGUAGAUAGCAUGUAGUUUGCUUGUGGUAAUGGUACCUUGAUCAGACUACUUGCUAUCUACGGAUCUGCACAGGUUUUUUUCCCCUCCAGAUAUGUUAUGCAGAAGGGGAUUUCUGUAAUCUCUUGCACUUGUUAAUCUGAAGAUUGAAACGGUCAAGAAGGUAGAAGUGAUGUUGCAUCGGCUUUAGCCAUAUUGGAGUGCAGAUUAGCACUCUAUUUUGUGAUUAAAAAUUGCUGUCCUUUGAGUUUA